AGAGACAAUGGGGGCAACCGUUUGUCGUUACAAACGUUACAGUAUGUUGCCAUGGUGAGAGAAGAAGAGAAAAAAAAACGUUUGCCGCGGUAAUAUAUCUGAUGUCACAAAAUGUUGCGCAACCAUCCCUUUCAAAUAUUGCAGCACUGUAUUAAAAUCGUGUAAAAGAAAAAAAAAAGCAUUCUUACUAUUUGAAAUGAAUAUAAGUAUUGAAGUGAGGUGAGCUACAGAUGGACUGCUUGAAUGCAGUGGUUGUGCUCAUGCCCAGAUACGUAGGCAGUGACUUCAUACUCAUUUUUCAGUGCACGUCCAGCGGCCGUCGCUCCUGUAUAAGAAUGGAUAUAUCGCCAAGAAAACCAAUAUGCCAUCACCUAUUUGCUGUAGGCGCCUAAAAUAUGAAUAGAGUCAUGCGAGGAAAUGUAUUUUAUGUCAGUAUUUGUCGGUAGACUGCUGUGAUUUGGCUGUUUUUGUGUGUGUGUGUGGUUUUUUUUCAUCCUAAAGCUGCGGUGCGUUCACUUACUAUCAUAUUGCUUUAAAAAUGAAGACGGGCUUUAUGAAAUGAUGAAGAUGAUGGACGUACGAUCGAUUGCAGAUGCACUCUACCAAGGUGGCAGCAAUGGCGGAGGCAGCAGAUACUGUGAUCAUCAUGCACUCCUUCUAAAUAGAAGAAAUGAAGUUGAAAUCGAUGGCUUUGGGAUCCUUAUAAAUUGUUAAUAAUACAAUGAACACCACUGUUACACCAUCAGACCUGGUGGAUGUGCCAAAACAGCAGAACUUCAAUGGCACCCUGGGCACACAGACCCCAUCAGGUUGGGCCGUGAUCCACACUGCUACCUUGACCUUUUGUUCACUCCUCCUCAUCUUCAUCUUCUGCCUGGGCUCUUAUGGCAAUCUUGUGGUGUUCCUGUCCUUUUUUGACCCGGUGUUUCGCAAGUUCCGCACCAACUUUGACUUCAUGAUCCUCAACUUGUCCUUCUGUGACUUGUUCAUAUGCUGCGUGACCGCUCCCAUGUUUGCGCUGGUGCUCUUCCUGGACGCAGGUGGGGGGGAUGGUGUGUCAAAGAGUUUCUGCUUUGCCUUCCACUUGACCAGCUCGGGCUUCAUCAUCAUGUCCCUGGAGACGGUAGCUGUCAUUGCUUUGCAUAGACUGCGCAUGGUUUUGGGGCAGCAGCCCAACCGCACUGCCUCCUUCCCCUGCACGCUGGCCCUCACUGCCCUGCUGUGGACCUCCAGUUUCACCAUGGCUGCCCUCCUCACCAUGCGAGCAUACCCACGUAGAGAUGGACCCUGCUUGCCCCACUUUGGUCUUGGAGGUGGACAGGCCAGGGUUGUAUUGUAUGUCUACCUGGCAGACUUUGCCUUUUGCGUUGCUGUGGUGUCUGUGUCCUAUCUGAUGAUUGCUCAGACACUGAGGAAGAAUGCACAAGUGAGGAAAUGUCCCGUCAUCACAGUAGAUGCCACGUGCCCUCCACCCCCACCACCUCUCAUUGCAGCAGGCUUUGAGAGCAUGCAGUGUGCUGUUCAAGGCCCCUCUCUGUACCGUAACCAGACUUAUAACAAACUGCAGAAUGUUCAGACACACUCUUAUGCGAACAUGACCAACCAGCCUCUGGUUCCAGGGGCUGCUCAAGGAGCCACCUGCUGUCAGCUGGUGUCAACAGUCAACCUGGCCACAGCCAAAGACUCUAAGGCAGUUGUUACCUGUGUAGUCAUAGUGUUCUCUGUGCUGCUGUGCUGUUUGCCGAUGGGAGUUUCACUGGCACAGGAUGUUUUGUCGCCAGAAAGUAGCUUUGCACAUUACCAGUUUGAACUGUGUGGCUUUGUGCUCAUUUUUCUCAAGUCUGGCAUCAAUCCCUUUGUGUACUCGCGCAACAGUGCAGGCCUCCGCCGCCGUGUGUUGUGCUGUAUUCAGUGGGCAGCACUGGGCUUUCUCUGUUGCAAGCAAAAGACUCGCCUACAUGCGAUGGGGAAGGGCAGCUUGGAAGUCAAUCGCAAUAAAUCCUCCCAUCAUGAGACCAACUCGGCUUAUGUACUGUCACCCAAGCCACAGAGGAGACUGGUUGACCAGGCGUGCGGGCCCAGUCACUCCAGGGAUUGCGCAGGUAGUCCGAAGGCCACAGGUGUGCGCAAACCUCGCCCCCCAAGUACUUCUACACCUAUCAACACCCGCAUUGAGCCCUACUACAGUAUAUACAACAGCAGUCCUUCUGCAGGGCCCAGCUCCCCCACCAGCCUGCAGCCUGUCAGCUCUCAGACAUUUGCCUUUGCCAAGUCUUAUGUAGCCAUGCACUACCACACUCACCAAGACGCAUUACAAGACUUUGAAAGCACCUCAGUGCACCAGAUUCCCAUUCCCUCAGUCUAAUCAAAGAGCUGCUAAGCAGAGGUUUGGACAGUUUCACCAUGGCUUUAGAUUGAAAUGUGAAUCAAAAGAGGAUUAUGAAAUCAGCCCAUUUUAUGUAUUUGGAAUCUGUAUUAACCUUUUGUUCUCUUCUACAGUGAAAAUACAUGUUAAGUUUUAUUGAGUGGAACCAGAAUUAUAUGCCUUGCCAUGGAAACUAAAACCAAGCAAUAGAUUUGUAAUGAAAGUGUCUGUUCCAAAAAGUUAUUUACUGCUAUUGAAUUGACUUUUUCCUUCACAGGUAUUGCAUUUUCACAUAAAUCUGCCCCAGUGUUGCGCACGCAUGUGCCAUUAUAACCCAAGACUCUGUAGGCUUUCAUUGCAGCCAAAGACUGCAGUCGCUGGUUUCACUGCUGCCUUCUCUCUGGUUGAAGUUGCUGAGCAGUGAUAUCAGCUGCUGUAGUGUCGGCCUGUUAUGAAACCCUGCACGGGCCCACACAUGGCUGUCGAUGGCAUGUGGUAGCACUUUGAUGGACUUUUGCUUCUUCAGAAAAAUAUAUUUGUGAACCUCAUACACUUUUCAACACAAUAAAUGUUUGGCAAGUGCAGUGGAUGUGUGCUUUGACUUUUUUAACUGGAGCUAAAAUGAUUGUGGUAAUCGCUUUAGAGAAAAUCAAUGGGCAGCUAUUUUGAUAAUUGACUAAUAGUUUCCUUUAAAAAAUGUCAAGCUUUUGCCGGUUUCAGCUUUUCAAAUGUGAGUAUAUCAUUCUUCUAUUUGCCAUACAUGAUAGUGAAAUAUAUUUGGGGUUUACUAUUGGUCAGACAUAACAAGACAUUUGAAGACGUCCACUUGGGCUCUUUCUGCUACAUCUUUUAGACAAAACAAUUAAAGUUAGUAGUUUUUGUUUUUCAGAACUCAUAUCUGAACACCGACUCAUGUUAACGUAGACCUACAAAGAGAUGAUACCUCAGAGUAACAAAACAGUUUCAAUUGGGAUUCCAUGUCUUAUCACUAACACUACAUUAUUUUCUCUUAACAUGUACAAGUAAAAGCAUUUGAACUACAAAUUUUACCUUAAAAAGCAUUUCACCAUAUAUCCACAUGCUUAGAUUUUAAGCAUGACCUUGUAUUCUUUACAUUAUACAUUUAAGUUACAGAUGAAGCUUCACAGACCUUCAAAGUCAGUCUGCUAUUUUUUCCAAAUAAAAAUGACUUCAUUUGGGUAUAAAAUUAUCUGCAGUAGCUUUCUUUUUGGAUAAAUGAGAAAAAGUGGAAAAGACUAUACAAUAUGUGCAGCAUCAGCACCCUCUGGUGGUCUGAAAUCUAGCAUAACGACUGACUACAGUAGAUGUCCUCCACUGGAGGAUUAACACACUUCAUGUUCUUUACAGGAGGAAAAUAACAAUGUUCUUAAUUAUAACCAAUAAAAAUACAAAAUUAAAACUCAAACCAUUAUGUUUUUAGCUUUGUGGUAAUGCAACACUAUAAAUGAGGUGUGUUCAUGUUUUAGUUUUAUUCUUUGCUGCAAAUGCAUUGUUUUUUUUGUUUGUUUUUUUAUCCCUGUGAUACAGCAGUGAUCAGGAUCCCAGUGUGCAUCGUCAUAAAACCACAGAGUACCUCUCAUAGGAAUCCACGGACAUUCUGCAUAUCCUACGAACUCAUAUGAAAUUUGUUUAAUCAACCGCUCACUUUUUGUUUCUAGUCCACAGCACCCACGAAUGCAUAAGUUACACUCACUCAUCCUGUAAAUUAACACGGAACACAUUCUCACUGCUGCAGACUUGCCCCCCCCGCGCCCCAUCUGCAAGUGCCAGUCAAGCAGGUAAUCUUUUCAUAUCGCACACACACGCACACACACAAAUACGGACCUUAAAGACAAUAAAACCCCUGAUUCCCCUGAUAAUUACAAUGCCCCUGAUUCAUUACUCCUUUGCUUGCAAUUUAUCAACACAAAGUGAAGCAUAGAUAUGACGUACAAGCAAUAAAUCCACUGCCUUGUGGAGUGAGGCAUCUGGCCCUAUUUCACUGUGUUUUCACAGCUUGCUUGCUGGAUUAAGCUAUGAUGUCGUAUUGCCCAGAGCACAGAUCAGGGCAUGGGCCAUGCUUCCUAGGCCAAAUGAAGUCCAGCCUCAGGAUCAAGUUUAACCUUGAUUUUGGAUUUUAGCGCAGUGUCAUGGGCAUUUCUCUUCCUCCAGCACACAUCUUCUGUUUUAUGACAAGUGUCCUCCUUCUCUUUAAGUGCAGCCUCUCUCCAUCUGUUCUCUCUUUGUCCUUCAUGCGCUAUUGCUGUCAUACGAUCUUUGUCUGUUUAGUUGGAGAUUGACAGAAGUCCGUGUUCAUCAGCGGUGUCGAGAAUCCUGCAUAUGACCGGAGAUUCAACCUAGGAGAGAAAAAA
Messenger RNA from Larimichthys crocea (large yellow croaker), 4737 nucleotides. RefSeq names its product G protein-coupled receptor 75 (gene gpr75). The record is from RefSeq and is a predicted model, not a curated record. Gene Ontology annotation, molecular function: C-C chemokine receptor activity. The transcript has 2 exons. NCBI's taxonomy places the organism in Eukaryota, Metazoa, Chordata, Actinopteri, Sciaenidae. Gene Ontology annotation, cellular component: plasma membrane. Gene Ontology annotation, biological process: G protein-coupled receptor signaling pathway. Bases 722 to 2365 code for a protein of 547 amino acids.